AUGCAGAGCGGGAGCAGCGCCCGGCCCACGUCACACCUCAGACACACUCACACUACACCAGGACGGGACCUGAGAAGGGCCGAUUGUGCCGAGAUGAUCAGCUUCAGAUCCUUUAUAGUGCAUUGUUGUCCAUCUCAAGAGUGGUGCACGUUCGAGUUUGGUAUUUCUCUGCGUUUGAGGUUUUGUUUUGAAGUGUGUCUGAAAGUGCCAAAGAGCAGCGUCGGCGUGUACAGCGGCGGCGUGUACAGCGUUGACGUCUACAGCGGCGGCGUGUACAGCGUUGGCGUCUACAGCGGCGGCGUGUACAGCGUUGACAUCUACAGCGGCGGCGUCUACAGCGUUGGCGUCUACAGCGUUGGCGUCUACAGCGGCGGCGUGUACAGCGUUGGCGUCUACAGCGGCGGCGUCUACAGCGGCGGCGUGUACAGCAGCGGCGUCUACAGCGGCGGCGUCUACAGCGGCGGCGUCUACAGCGGCGGCGUCUACAGCGGCGGCGUGUACAGCGGCGGCGUGUACAGCGGCGGCGUCUACAGCGGCGGCGUCUACAGCGGCGGCGUCUACAGCGGCGGCGUGUACGGCGGCGGCGUCUACGGCAGCGGCGUCUACGGCAGCGGCGUCUACGGCGGCGGCGUCUACAGCGGCGGCGGCGUCUACAGCGGCGGCGGCGUCUACAGCGGCGGCGGCGUCUACAGCGGCGGCGGCGUCUACAGCGGCGGCGGCGUGUACAGCAGCGGCGUGUACAGCGCCGGCGUGUACAGCGGCGGCGUGUACAGCGGCGGCGUGUACAGCGGAGGCGUCUACAGCGGCGGCGUCUACAGCGGCGGCGUCUACAGCGGCGGCGUCUACAGCGGCGGCGCCGUGUACAGCGGCGGCGUCUACAGCGUGGAGCACGACGGGCUGCGCGGGGCUAAUGCUGUCACUGAACUCGCAUCCCCUUUCUCCCACUCUGCACGCCUUCCCAGGAUCUAUUUCUUAUUAAAAUUCAGCCUCCAAAUCAUGUAG
This is a messenger RNA of Knipowitschia caucasica, 1002 nucleotides long. NCBI's taxonomy places the organism in Eukaryota, Metazoa, Chordata, Actinopteri, Gobiiformes, Gobiidae. The record is from the annotation of a GenBank genome assembly.